UACGAUGGGAUUUACAUAGUUGUCAGAUUUAUAUUUUUUCUGGAUAUAUGUCAUUACAAAUAGAUAUUGUCAAUAGAUAAAGUAUAUUUAUAUCGUCGAUAUGUCUGUAUUUUAAUUAAGCUAAUAAUAAAACAUUAAUAUGUAUGAUGUAGUGAAUUCAUUAAAUACAUGGUUACGACAAAAAAAAAACAUUAUAAUGACGGGAAAGCGAUUCGACGUUAAUAUUUGAAAUAAAAUCUAAUUUUAGUAGAGAAAUGUACAACGAAACGUUUGUAAACGUUAGACACUACAGACUAAUUUGUGUUUAGUUUCCGCGAAGUGAAAAAUCUGUUGAAAUAGUUCGUGGAAAAAUACGUAUUUUGAUGAUAAACUGUUGUGCAUCAUUCAAAAUAGUUUUAUUUGGUAAAUAAAGAGGGGAGUGUAAUAUUUUAAAUUUUGAUUUGGAAUCGAAUACAAGGUCGACCAGUUGUACGUUAUACGUUAGCGACUUUCGUACUUUUCUUUUAAAAUGUUGUACGGAAGUAAUUGAACUAAAUAUAACAAGAUGAAGUCGAAAUCUAUGAAUUAUGCAUAUGUUGUUGUACUCACAGGUAACAUAAUCAGUUUCGUGGCUGGUACCGUCCUAACUUGGUCGUCUCCGGUACUAGAUCGACUCGGCAACGAAACGACAACGCCAUUCGAUCAUCCCGUAACUUUAGAAGAACGAUCUUGGAUAUCAUCUUUCUUUCCAUUAGGAGCCAUAUUCGGACCGUUCAUUUUCGGUUAUUUAUCCGACAAAAUCGGAAGAAAAAAAACUUUACUCAUAUCCGGUAUACCUUUCAUAGUUUCUUAUUAUUUAUUAGCGUUCGGUAGACACGUUCCGGUAUAUUACGCCGCCAGAUUCGUGCUGGGUGCGGCGCUAGGCGGGGUUUAUACGGUAAUUCCCAUGUACGUCGGAGAAGUGGCCGACAAUUCGAACAGAGGCACCUUGGGAUCAAUGAUGAACUGCCUCUUAUGCUUGGGGAUAUUUUUUUCUUAUUGUUUAGGUCCUUUCGUCGGUUUAACCGUAUUCAAUAUCGUAUUAGGUACUGUCCCCGUAUUAUUUCUCGUGCUAUUUUCGCUCGCGGCGCCGGAAAGUCCGAUUUAUUUGAUCGAUAAGGAUUAUCAUAACGAAGCCAAGGAUUGUCUUCGAAAAAUACGCGGACCCGCCGCGAAUAUAAACCUCGAAAUCGAAAUGAUUCGGAUGAAAAAAGAAGAAGACGGCGAGGGUAGUUUCAGAGAUAUCUUCAAAUCGAGAAAUUUGACCAAAGCUCUGAUUAUUACCGUGGGGUUGGUGGUGUUUCAACAAUUUUCGGGGGUGAUAGCGGUAUUUUUUUACGCCCAAACCAUAUUCGAACAAGCGGGUAGUUCUUUGGAACCUGCGGUAUGUUCCAUAAUUAUCGGGACCGUUCAAUUUGUAACUAGUUUUAUUACCCCCGUAUUAGUUGAUCGAUGGGGUAGGAAAUUAUUGUUACUCGUAUCGGCUGUCGGUAUGGCGGUUUCCGAAAUUAUAUUGGGCGCGUAUUGUGUGCUUAAAGAUAAUAAACACGACGUUUCGAAUAUUUCGUUUUUACCGAUAGUUUGUUUGGUGACUUAUAUUUUGAUGUACAAUUGCGGUUAUGGGCCUUUGCCGUGGGUCAUAAUGGGGGAAAUAUUCCCGCCCAAUGUCAAAUCCUCGGCCUCUUCUAUCACAGCUGCCGUUUGUUGGAUAGCGGGUUUCGUAACGGGGAAAUAUUUUGAAUCUUUGGUGGUUGGUGUCGGCAUAGGGAUUUCCUUUUUUAUUUUUUCCGGUUUUUGUUUGGCGGCUAUUCCGUUCGGUAUAUUUUUCGUUGUCGAAACCAAGGGUAAAACUGUUUUGGAAAUACAAAAGGCUCUGGGUUGAAAAUUAUACUCGAAUUCCGAAUUUCAAUAAAUUAUUUCAAUAAAAA
Diorhabda carinulata is the source of this 1946-nucleotide messenger RNA. Its product is annotated as facilitated trehalose transporter Tret1-2 homolog. Gene Ontology annotation, cellular component: membrane. Gene Ontology annotation, biological process: transmembrane transport; carbohydrate transport. Gene Ontology annotation, molecular function: sugar transmembrane transporter activity. The record is from RefSeq and is a predicted model, not a curated record. The transcript is spliced from 3 exons. NCBI's taxonomy places the organism in Eukaryota, Metazoa, Arthropoda, Insecta, Coleoptera, Chrysomelidae. Bases 545 to 1900 code for a protein of 451 amino acids.